Messenger RNA from Geodia barretti, 2631 nucleotides. The record is from the annotation of a GenBank genome assembly. NCBI's taxonomy places the organism in Eukaryota, Metazoa, Porifera, Demospongiae, Tetractinellida, Geodiidae.
AUGACAUCACCCCCGACCGGCGGCGCCGAGCUGCGCCGGGCGUUUCUCGACUUCUUCGCCGCCCGGGACCACCUGGUGGUCAAGAGUUCGUCGCUCGUUCCCCACGACGACCCGACGCUGCUCUUUGCAAAUGCCGGGAUGAACCAGUUCAAGGACUACUUUCUGGGGUACGCGACCCCGGAAAAGCCCCGCGCGGUCAGCGUGCAGAAAUGCGUGCGCGCCGGGGGCAAACACAACGACCUGGAUAACGUGGGCUUUACGCCGCGGCAUCACACCUUCUUCGAGAUGCUGGGCAACUUCUCCUUCGGCGACUACUUCAAGGAAGACGCCAUCGCACUGGCCUGGGAGUUCCUCACCCGGGAUCUGGGGCUUGAUCCGGACCGGCUUUCGGCCUCGGUCUUUGCCGGUGACCGGACCACCCCCCCGGACGAAGAGGCGCGCGCGAUCUGGAAGUCCUACCUGCCCGAGGAGCGGAUCUCCGCGCUCCCCGCCGCCGAGAACUUCUGGUCGAUGGGUGACACCGGACCCUGUGGUCCGUGCUCCGAAAUCCACUACGACCAGGGUCCCGCCUACCCGGACGACGACCGGUAUCUCGAGAUCUGGAACCUGGUGUUCAUGCAGUUCGAUCGCGACGACGCCGGCACCCUCACACCACUCCCCGCCCCCUCGGUGGACACGGGCAUGGGACUCGAGCGCCUCGCCGCCGUGGUGCAGGGGGUCCGUUCGAACUACGACACGGAUCUCUUUGCCGGCCUGGUCACCGCCGUGGAGGGACGCGCCGCUCGCGACCUCGAUCCCGGAGCGGUGCGAACGGCGGCCCGGGUGAUCGCCGACCACGCGCGAGCCACGGCGUUCCUGAUCGCGGACGGGGUGCUUCCUGCAAACGAGGGCCGGGGAUACGUGCUUCGCAAGAUCCUCCGGCGGGCCCUUCGUUUCGGUCGCAAGGCGGGAGUGCCGGAGCCGUUUCUGCCCGAAAUGACCGAUCUGGCGAUCUCCGGAAUGGCGGACGCGUGGCCGGAACUCGGUCUUUCCCGCGAUCUGAUUCUGCGGGUCGCAGCCUUCGAGGAGGAGCGUUUCUCCGGGACGCUCGCCACCGCGAUGGGCCAGCUCGACCGCGUGUUGGCACGGGGCUCGGUGCAGGACGCGGCGGAAGUCCCGGGGGAAGACGCCUUCCGCCUCUACGACACGUUCGGCCUGCCCCUCGAUCUGGUGGAAGAGGUGGCGCGCGAGCACGGGAUGUCGGUGGACCACGAAGCGUUCGAGGGAAAACCCGCCGCCGCCUCCACGGCCUACCGGGACAUCGCCGAAGGCCAGCCCACCCGCUUCCUGGGCUACGACGGCACCGAGGCGGACGGCUGCCGAGUGCUCGCGGCGCUCGCCGCCGAGGAAAGCGGGUCUCCGGUUCCGGCUCCAGCGCUUUUGGCGGGGGCCACCGGGGAGUUGAUCCUGGAUCGAACCCCCUUCUACCCCGAGGGAGGCGGACAGGUCGGAGAUCGCGGACUCCUCCGCUCAGCGGGCGGAAUCGCGGAAGUCGUCGACUCGCAGAGCCGCGACGGCCUCGUGGUGCACACGGUCCGCAUGCGGGAGGGGGCCAUCGGCGCCGGGGAGCGCGUCGAAGCCUUCGUGGACCGGACACGGCGCCGGGGGGCUGCGGAACACCACACCAUGACCCACCUCCUCCAUGCGGCGCUCCGCGACACCCUGGGGCCGCACGUGAAGCAGGCGGGGUCUCUCGUUGCUCCCGAACGCCUGCGGUUCGACUUCACCCACUACGCGGCGCUCACGCCCACCGAAAUCGGGACCAUCGAAGGAAGGGUGAACGAGCAGAUCCGGGCCGACCGGGAAGUUCUGGCGAGUGUGAUGCCUCUCGACAUGGCCCUCGCCCGGGGCGCACUCGCGUUCUUUGGGGACAAGUACGGCACCGAGGUGCGAGUGAUCGAGGUGCCCGAGUUCAGCGUUGAACUCUGCGGCGGCACCCACCUCGGCGCGACGGGUCAGGCCGGGGUGUUCGUCAUCGUUUCCGAGGAGUCGGUAUCGGCCGGGGUCCGCCGGGUCGAGGCACUCACCGGCCGGCCGGCGAUCGAGCACGUGAUCCGGGGCCGGCGCCUGCUGGGCGACAUCGGACGGGCGGCCAAUACCCGUCCCGAGGAAGUGGCCCGCAAGGUGGAGAAAAUGCGGUCCGACCUCAGGCGGAUGGAACGCGAGGUGGAGCGCCUUCAGGACCGCCUCGCGCUCCGCGGGAGUACCGGACCGGCUACCGGACCCGAUUCUUUGUCCGACACCGAGACCAUCGCCGGGAUCCUGGUGUGGAUGCCCGCACCUCUCGACGGCGUCUCGAAGAACGAACACCGUCGGCUGAUGGACGCGUUUCGCGACCGGCAGGACGGCAAGCCGUGGGUCGCGGUUUCAGCCUCGGUCCGGGACGGGCGAGCCGCCGUGAUUCUGGGAGUCUCUGAGAAAAUUGCCGAACGCCUUCCCGCCAACCGGCUUCUCGGGGAGGCCGCGACACUGAUCGGCGGCCGCGGCGGAGGACGGGCGGAUCGCGCCGAGGGGGGCGGUCCCGAUCCCGGCGGCCUGCCCGCUUUCAACGAGCACAUCCGACAGGCCAUCCGGGACACCUUCGCGAACUGA